GCCCGAGUUCCCAUUGGGAGGGAGAUGAGAUGAGGAUGAGGUGAGGUGAGAAGAAAAAUGGAUAUACGGUCGACAAGGACCGGCAGCAUCUGCCUCUGCAGAAUCCCAUUCCUUGUGGCCACACUAAAACCCACCACAGCCGUCCGCUGCUCCUCCUCCUCCCAUCCUCAAAUCCAAGCCGUCUCUGCUUCAACACGCAAGAGGACCCUCAUCCUCUCUGUCCUCUCCUCCCUCUGCUUCCCCUCUCCGAUUCAACUCCCCUUUUCUUCUACUGCAGCUGCUGUAGAGAAUCAGCUGGAGAGAUACACCGACCCUAACGAAGGUUUCACCCUCCUCCUCCCUCCUUCAUGGAUCAAGGUAGAGAAAGCAGGGGCAACGGCCCUAUUCGAGGAUGGGAGAGGUAACAAUGUGGGAGUUGUGGUCACCCCCGUCCGUCUCUCUUCCCUCCCCGACUUUGGGUCCCCUCAGUUCGUCGCAGAUAAACUCAUCCAAGCUGAAAAGCGCAAGGAAAGUACAAAGGAUGCAGAGGUGAUAGGAGUUGCAGAAAGAUUGGGUAAUGGAGACCUACCAGUAUAUGAGUUUGAGUACAAGGUUGAUAGUACCAGAGGAGGGAUGAAGAGGAUUUUUUCAGCUGCAUUCAUCUCUUCUAAGAAGCUUUAUCUCCUGAACAUUGCCUAUGCCGACCGGAUGGAGAAUCCUCUAGAUAUGCAAACCAGAUUGAUGUUGGAACAAGUCCUACAUUCAUUCGAUGUAGCAUCAUCAUCUUCAUCUUCAUCCUCCAUGUAACUGGAAAAUGUACUUCUCAUUCUUUUGAGACAUACAGCAGCAGUCAGUCCGGCACACGUUUCAGUGUUCA
Molecule: messenger RNA, 856 nt
Organism: Magnolia sinica
Lineage: Eukaryota; Viridiplantae; Streptophyta; Magnoliopsida; Magnoliales; Magnoliaceae
Product: psbP domain-containing protein 2, chloroplastic
Exons: 3
Coding region: 58-786 (242 amino acids)
Biological process (GO): photosynthesis
Cellular component (GO): photosystem II; extrinsic component of membrane; photosystem II oxygen evolving complex
Molecular function (GO): calcium ion binding
Source: RefSeq, a predicted model, not a curated record